UUUAUGUAACAAAUCCUCUUCACUUUUUUAUCCCUCUUUCUGAUAAUUUCGAAUUCGAUUGCAAUUCUUCGGGAAAGUUAGAGCAAAGAAAUAGAGAUGGCUGAAUUCCUAUGGACUUUCGCUGUGCAGGAAGUGUUGAGGAAGAUUGUGAAAGUUGCAGCUCAGCAAAUUGGUUUGGCACGGGGCUUGGAGAAGGAGCUUUCCAACUUGACCAAGUGGCUACAAAAGGCCGAAACCAUUUUACGCGAUAUUAAUAGAAAAAAAUCACACUCUGAUUCGGUGAGGCUGUGGGUGGAAGAUCUCCAAGAUGUUGUUCAUGAAGCUGACGAUUUGCUGGACGAGCUUGUUUAUGAACAUCUUCGACGAAAAGUGGAAAUCGGAAAAAUUAACAAGGUACGUGAUUCUUUUUCAACAUCUCAUAAUGUCUUUCUGUUUCGUCUCAAGAUGGCUAAGAAAAUAAAAGACAUUACUCAAAUUUUGCAUAAACAUUACUGUGAGGCAAGUCCUUUGGGACUAGUUGGUCAAGAAUCGACAGAAGCAAAUCAGAUCGUUCUAAGCCAAAUUCGAGACACAACCUCGAAUCUAAAUUUUGAAGUUGUUGGGAGGGAAGAUGAAGUUUCAAACAUAGUGAAACUUGUUAUUGACUCUAGCAAUGAACAUCAUAUGUCCAUUCUACCCAUUGUGGGUAUGGGUGGACUCGGAAAAACAACUUUUGCGCAAAAGAUCUUCAAUCAUGACACAAUCAAAGGACAUUUUGAUAACAUUAUUUGGGUAUGCGUAUCUGAACCAUUUAUAAUCAUAAAUAUUUUGGAAGGGAUCUUUCAAAGUCUCACCAAGACUUCUAGUGGCUUGAACCAUAAAGGAGUUUUACUCGAGAAGAUCCAAAAAGAGAUGCAUGGUAAAAUGUAUUUUCUUGUGCUUGAUGAUGUUUGGAAUGAAGAAAGUGGUUUGUGGGAUGACUUAGGUGAUUGUUUAAAACAGAUUGCUGGAAAAUCUGGAAAUUGUAUUAUUGUCACCACAAGGAGUUUAGAGGUUGCAAACAUCGUAGGGACAGUUCCCAGUCAUCGUUUAAAAAAAUUAUCAGAUGAUCAAUGUUGGUUUUUGUUUAAGGAAAGUGCAAAUGCGAAUCGGCUAUCAAUGAAUCCAAAGUUAGAGAUUAUUCGAGACAUGUUAGUUAAAAAAAUUGGUGGCGUACCUCUAGUUGCAAAAGUUUUAGGAGGGGCGACAAAGUUUGAAGGAGACUAUGAGAGAUGGGUGACAAAAGUUGAAAGUGUUGUAAGAAAUAUUUCAAAUGAUGACAAAGAUUUUGUUUCAUCUAUUCUGAAAUUAAGUGUGGAUUGUCUACCGCUACUCUCAUUAAAGCAAUGUUUUGCUUACUGUUCAAAUUUUGCUAAAGAUUGUUUGUAUGACAAAGAAAACUUAAUUCGAAUUUGGAUAGCACAAGGGUUUAUUCAACCACAGGAUCAAGAGGGAGAUAAUGAAAUGACGGAGGAGGAUAUAGGAGAAUGGCACUUUAACUUCUUGUUAUCUCGCUCCUUAUUUCAAGAUGUUACAAUGGAUAAGAGUGAGAGAGGUAUUUACUUUAUAAUGCAUGAUUUGAUACAUGAUAUCGCGUGCGCUAUUUCAAAUCAUCAAAAGUUGUUGCACGAAUUAAGUUCUAGUAACCGGAGUAGAAAAAGUGCAAGAAAGUUGCGCACGUUGAUUUGCAAUAAUCAAGUCAUUUAUAAUGAGUUGGUGGAUUGUGUUUCUUUGCGUGUUUUAGUACUUCAUUGUGAGAAGACUGGUAACUUACUAGAAUCAAUAGGUAAGUUGAAACAUUUGAGAUAUCUCAGUAUUGCAAAUGGUAAUUACGUGGAUGUAUUGCCAGAAUCUAUUGUUAUGCUUUACAAUCUGCAGACACUAAAGCUUAGACAUAUGAAAAGUCUUCCAAAGAACUCGAGAAAAAUGGUUAGUCUAAGGCAUUUAGAAUUUGAACUCAAAAGCGAUUUCAGGCAAAUGCCCUCACACAUGAGCGAGUUGAUUCAUCUUCAAACACUAUCACGUUUUGUAGCAGGGUUUGAAAAUGGUUGUAAAAUCGAAGAACUUGGACCACUGAAAAAUCUCAAAGGUAAAUUACAACUUUCAUGUCUCGAACGAGUGGAAAGUAAAGAGGAAUCAAUAGUUGCAAAAUUGGUUGAAAAGAAGAAUUUACAGGAGCUGAUCUUUGAGUGGAGUUCACGUUUUGAAGGAAAGAACAGUAGAUACAGUGAGUUGGAAGUAUUGGAAGGGCUUCAACCACACAAAAAUCUUCAAUCAUUGACUGUUAUAGGUUUUGGAGGCCAAGUUUUGGGUGAUGCUAUCUUUGUUGAAAAUUUGACUGUUAUACGUCUUUCUAAUUGUAAAAAUUGUGAGAGGCUUCCAAUGCUUGGACGAUUACCAAAUUUGGUGGAACUUAACAUUAAUUCUAUGGACAGUUUGAGAUGCAUAGGAAGUGAGUUUUAUGGAAAUGGCUCCAACAACCAAGGACAUUCAUUUUCCAAGUUGAGGAAACUUACUUUCAUUUGGUGUCGCAAUUUAGAACAGUGGAAAGACGCAGCCGUGGUAUCAAAUAGCUUUGGAUCUCUUCAAACUCUCAGUAUUUAUGGAUGUGGAAAUUUGGAAAAACUGCCCAAUGGGCUAGAAGGUUGCAGUUCCCUUCGUGAUUUGACAGUAGCAUACUGUCCCAAAUUGAGCUUAAAUGUACAAAAUUGUCAGAACUUGUCAAAUUUGAGGAUAGAUGGAUUGAAGAAGUUGCCAUUGGGGUUAGGCCACCUCACUAACUUGAAAGAAAUGAAAUUUGUUGGAUGCAUGCAAGAUUACGACUUUACUCCUUUCGUAAGCCUACAGUCUCUGAUCAUAAAGCUUGAGUUGAGAGAUGAGUGCUCAGGAAAUUGCACACAACUUCCUCCACAUUUGCAACACCUCACUGCCUUGAAACAAUUAUCCAUUGGAAAUUUUGGGGGCAUUGAAGUUCCACCAGAAUGGCUGAACAACCUUACGUCUUUGGAAAUGUUGAGUUUUGAAGGUUGCGAGAAUUUGAGACGUCUGCCUUCAACAGAAGCCAUACGACGCCUCACAAAAUUGGAGCUUCUGAGUGCUAUUAAAUGUCCACUUCUAUAUGGCGGAUGCAAUCUGAUACUGGGUGUUCAACUUUUAUCUCUUUGCCGUACUCAACCCUCUCCAACGGUGGUCGCUCAACUCCCUUGGGCGGAUCAGGACGACGGAUUGACCAGAGAAGGCGAAAAGGAUGGAUCAACUACCCAUCUGUGAUCAAACAAGAGAUACAAAUUUGUGUCCAUGAAUAUUUGGCACUUUUCUGAAAAAUAAUAUAUCAAUUUUAAUCUUCAACUUGGAUAGUGUAGGUAUAAAAUUUGGAUAUCGAUUGUAAUAUUCAUUUUAAACUUUGAA
Messenger RNA from Momordica charantia (bitter melon), 3426 nucleotides. RefSeq names its product disease resistance protein RGA2-like. Gene Ontology annotation, molecular function: ADP binding. The record is from RefSeq and is a predicted model, not a curated record. Lineage: Eukaryota; Viridiplantae; Streptophyta; Magnoliopsida; Cucurbitales; Cucurbitaceae.